AUGCUUUUGAACCUCGUGCCAAGCGCUUUGAGUGCUCUAUGUCUGGCGUCCACGGCCAUUGCAGGAACAAUUAGGCAGCGAGAUAGUGGCCCCAGCCUAGGACAUGCCCGAGAUCUGUUUUUGAGGCGCAUCCUCGCUGAUUCACCCGAAUACGGCAAUUUCCGCAACCAUGCACCGACAAAUCAUGACGAGCUCAAAGUUGGCAUUAUUGGUGGCGGUGUUGCCGGUCUAUAUGCAGCCAUCCUUCUGGAGAGCCUCGACAUCGACUAUGAAAUAUUGGAGUCGAGUAAGCGGAUUGGAGGGCGCGUAUUCACCCAUCGUUUUGACCAAAAGGCCUGGGAGGCUUCGAAGCCGGGACAACCUAAUUAUUAUGAUUACUACGACGCCGGGGCUAUGAGAUUUCCCGGUAUGGAUUGGAUGAGCCGCAUAAUUGGAAACGCAAGCAACUCGCUCAUUCCCUACAUAAACUCGAGGCUCAAGCCAGGGGACCAGCCCGUGAAGCUGAUACCGUACGUAUUCCAAGCCAACAACACGUUCCGUCUAUUUAACGAUAGACUGGUGUACAACCAAGACACCCCCUCGGCACGAACCUUUGGCGUCCUGGGGUUUGAAGGCGGAACCAUUCAAAACAAUUCCUUUGCCGACACGUCCCCGGGCGCCGUAUUUAGUGAUGCUGUCAGCGACCUGGUUCACUCGCUGGAAGUCAAUUUUGAGCACGGGUUCAAGAAAUUGAUGCAAUAUGACCAAAUCUCCGUGCGGCAGUAUCUGGCCACCAAGGGCUACUCUUCUCAGCAGAUCGACUGGAUUGAGACGGUCAACGACGCCACCACCCACUACAACACCAUGUCGCUGUCGGAAGCCGUCAUCGAAGAGUGGAUUUUUAGCGAAGCUCCCCUCGACAGCUGGUUUUGCGUUGAAGGCGGCAUGGACCGCAUCACCCGCGGAAUGGCCAGCAUCAUCAACAAGACAGUCGAGACUGGCAAACGCGUCACGGCCAUCAAGAAAGCCGGUACUGACGCCUUGAACGUGGUCAUCAAUGACACUGAGACAAGGACCUACAGCCACGUUAUCAACACAGUGCCUCUUGGUGCCAUGCAAGUCAUGGAUAUGACGGAUCUCAAUCUCGAUUACCGCAAGAAGCUCGCCAUUCGAAAGAUUCAAUACGACGCCUCCGACAAACUAAGCAUCAAAUUCAAGAAUAGAUGGUGGGAACAUCUCGACUCGGGCUCGUUCCAAGGCGGACAGUCGUUCUCAGACCUCCCUAUUCGCCGUUGCGUAUAUCCCUCCUACGGUAUCAACACCCCCGACGCGCCGGGAACCAUGAUCGCCUCGUAUACAUGGGCCCAGGAUAGUGCUCGUCUGGGCGCCUACUGCUCCGGCGACGCGAAGCAGAACCUUGUCGACGUCGCCCUGCGCAACCUAGCGGCCAUGCACAACGUGACGUACGACUAUCUCAAAUCGCAGUACGUCGACUCGCACCACUGGAACUGGUACCUGGAUGAAAACGCCGUGGGCGCGUUCGCCCUCUUUGGCCCUGGGGAUCUCAGCACAACCAUGCCGGAUUUGAUGCAGCCGGGGGCGCAUGGAAGACUGCACUUUGCUGGUGACGCGCUGAGUUCGGGGCAUGCUUGGAUUAUUGGAGCCGUCAACUCGGCGUAUAGGACUGUCGCUGAGGUUUUGGCAGUUGAGAAGAUGGAUGGCAAGUUGGCUGAGCUGGUGGACAGGUGGGGGGUGAUUGAGGAGAUUGAUAUCAGAUGGUACGCGAACGGUACUAUGAGCAAGUAA
Metarhizium brunneum ARSEF 3297 is the source of this 1785-nucleotide messenger RNA. RefSeq lists its product as uncharacterized. Gene Ontology annotation, biological process: amino acid catabolic process. Lineage: Eukaryota; Fungi; Ascomycota; Sordariomycetes; Hypocreales; Clavicipitaceae. The record is from RefSeq and is a predicted model, not a curated record. Gene Ontology annotation, molecular function: L-amino-acid oxidase activity.